This is a messenger RNA of Lecanosticta acicola, 379 nucleotides long. The record is from the annotation of a GenBank genome assembly. NCBI's taxonomy places the organism in Eukaryota, Fungi, Ascomycota, Dothideomycetes, Mycosphaerellales, Mycosphaerellaceae.
AUGUCUCGCCAUCAUCCGUCAGUACCAACAUCACAGAGAUCAUGAAAUACAGACUAACUUUCAAUACAGAGAUCUCGUCAUGUGCCGCAAGACCGCCGGCGUCUCCAUUGGUCGCUUAUGCGACAAAUGCGACGGCAAAUGUCCCGUCUGCGACUCCUACGUCCGCCCUACUACCCUCGUGCGAAUCUGCGAUGAAUGCGCCUUCGGCAACUACCAGAACAAAUGUGUCGUCUGCGGUGGCGAGGGAAUCUCAGACGCCUUCUAUUGCUUCGAAUGCACGCGAUUAGAGAAGGAUCGAGACGGGUGCCCGAAGAUCAUCAAUCUGGGUAGUUCGAGGACGGAUCUGUUCUACCAGAAAAAGAAUUUCAGGAAUCAUUGA